AUGUUGCAAUGGGCGGCAAAGGUUGCCACUGGAUCAGGAAGUGUCAAAGAGUACCGAAGGUUGGGAUAUGGGCCUUCAGGAGAAUCAUCAUUCAGUCCUCCAGAUCGUGAGCUUAGUCACACGCAAGAAGGCGCGGUCGAAACUUUAUUUUGGCAUGCUUCUCUUCAACACCCGCCGGGGCUGCCUGCUCUGCGUGUUUGUCACAUCGGAACCGACUAUGAUCAUGAUGAGAACAAUCCCAAGAUGGACGGCAGAUGCUUACCAGUUGUCAAUGAAGCACUCUUCUGUCAUCCAGGUUUACGAAAGCUCUGUAUCACUGGCGCUGCCUUCCGACUUUCCCGGUCUGCCUCUUCACUAACGUUAUCUAAAUCGCCUCUGGAGGAUCUGACCCUUUUGAAUUGCGUUAUCAAUCCCUUUGACCUCCAAACGGCGCUUGAAUACCCAGCAGCUUUGAAGCGGUUUACCUUCAGAGGUCCUAGGUCAGAGGAUAUGAUGGAGGAAGAACCUGAAUGUUACAUUCAAUCAGCGCUCUCACACUACAGUUCCUUGGAAUACAUCGAUUACGAUCUUUACUGGGGAGCGGAUGACGAGACAGACUUUGUUGAACUAGCCCGCCUCCAACAUCUCACCACAACCAUCGCCACCCUUGCGGGAAGGGAAUGCAUAGAGCUGGAUCCAACAGAUGAUAUUCUGCCGCCGAAUCUCGAGAGUCUUACGAUACGAUACGAUGAAGUGAAGGCCUGGCUUCCUUCGGUUAUCUACGAGAUGGUGAAAGACGAAAAACUUCCAAAGCUGCGUCGCUUUACCUGCGAGGUACCAGAGAUCAUGGAGCACCUCCCAUCAAUCAACCCACAUAAGUUCAACCCACCCGCCGGCGAGGUGUGUCAAGAGGGCAACACUUGGAAAAGCAAAUUUGCGGAGCUGAAUGUGGAGAUGUCCAUGGUCUCCAUUCCAUAUCCUCUUGAUCUGCCCAAAUAUGACCUGUGUUCCUGCGAAUGCUUGUCCUUUUACCACCGUAUGUCCUUCCAUCCAUGCAAACCUCUGGCACUUCCUUGGGAAGAAAACGACUUCGGAGAGGAGGACGUGUUCUUGGAUGACUGGGCCGAUAUUGAGGAUGAAAUGGACCUUGAUGCUCUUAUGGAUGAUCUUGCAGAGGAUUCUGGAUCUGACGUCUCGGCUUGA
Messenger RNA from Penicillium digitatum Pd1, 1182 nucleotides. RefSeq lists its product as uncharacterized. NCBI's taxonomy places the organism in Eukaryota, Fungi, Ascomycota, Eurotiomycetes, Eurotiales, Aspergillaceae. The record is from RefSeq and is a predicted model, not a curated record.